GAGUUCAGAUCAGACAGACCCGGGCUGAGGUGGACCGGAACCAGAAGGGUGCAGUGGUACUGAUACAGUGUCAUCAUUCAGAACAUCAUUCUGGACUCUAGCGCUUCUUCCCGCCACUAGAAGGCAGCAGGGAGCCAUUUUGAAUCCUCCCCUGUCACGUGACCGGGCCAGUCCCUUCAUAGCUCUCUCGGCUAGCAGCUAGCUCACGGUUAGCAUUUCAUUCGGAGCAACACGGAAACAAACCCCGGCGGAGACUCCUCACCUCCCGCGGAACGUUUUCACUGGUAACCGGCGCUCCUCCACCGUCUCCUCCUCCCGGCUGUCCCCGGCUCUCCGUCCUCCUGGUCCAGGCCGUUAAACCUCAAACAUGUCGGCGGUGCAGCGGAUGAAAGUGGCGAACGAGCGGCACAGCAAGACCAUCACACAGCGGGGACACGUCCAGAAAACCUCGCGGCCUGUUAACGAGGAGAAGUCUCCGGUGGGCCCGUGGCUGCUCGCUCUGUUCGUCUUCGUGGUUUGUGGAUCAGCCAUCUUCCAGAUCAUCCAGAGCAUCAGGCAGGGCAUGUGAUGACCUUUGACCCUGCAGCCGAGCCCGACACAUGGCGCCAUCAUGACCCCGCCUACCACACACACACACACACACACACACACACACACACACUUGUUCCUGUGGAGUUUAAACUGAGCUGGUCUUUCUUCUCACUGUAACCCGACCUCUGUUCCUCCUCCCCUCCCCCCCCCUUUUUUUUUUUUUUUACUUCCUCCCGUGUUGAUGAAGCUGAUCAGAUAUUGGUUAUUGAUUGCUUGUCAGAUGAAGUCUUAACUCUUCUUCCUGUUUCUCUGACGCAGUCGUCCAGCUGCUUUUUAUUCUCUGCUCACACACGUUUGCUCGCUGGCGUUUGACUGAAGCUGAUGUUAGUGUCUUUAUUUUUCUGACUCUGAAUUUAAAGGAACGUUCUGCUCGAGAACCCAUCGUCGCUUUAACGUCACAUUAUUAAGAAAGAAGAAAUUCAAAUUGUCGCGGAGCCUCAACGAAUAAACAAAUGAAGGUCAUCAUUGAUAGAUGAGAUAAAUGAAAAACACAAAUGACUUCAAUCCAACUCUUCACUCCAGUUUUUCUUGUUUUCUCAUCACUUCCUCCAGAUAUUUCACAUUAAAAGUCUUCCAGCCUGAAUGUCAGCGAUAGACUUUUAAUAUGAAAUGCGUACAGGAAGUGUUGACAGCAGUUUGAAACCGAUGGAGGGACACUUGGUGAAUCUGCUCUUCCUGAUCGUUGUUCAGCUGCUGUCAACACUUCCUGUAAGUGUUUCACAAUAAAAGCCCGGCAGUUAUGGGUCGUCAGAUGGUCAGAUAGAUUUGGAGCAACAUGCUGCUUCUUCUGUUGUGUAACUCCACUUCUCAUUUCUGAAAUGAUGAUAAAAUGAAGAAGUCAGAUGUGUGAAACACAGAAGGAAUGUUUAAACAGGUAACGACAUGAAGCUCACACCAGCUGGACCGUUAGAUUAGUUGGAGUAGUGGAACAUGACAGAUCUGUCUGCAGGUCAAAGUGUCUUCGUCCGCAUCAUGUUCAUUCUGCUCGUCACACUUUAUAAAAGGGUGUUGAGGGUUUUAAUGAGCUUUUCUAAACAGACUGUAUGAGUCUGCAUGUAAACUGUCGAAGUGUAACAACAAAGAUGAAAAGUCGACUUGAAACUGAAGCUACAGCUUCUGUUGUGAGUUCUUUGUUUGUCGACACAGAACAAGACGUCUGCAGCGACCGAAGGACGGAAAGAAAAAGAGUUAAAACCUGAAAAAUAAACAGAACUAAAAUGAAAAAAAAGGACGUGACGUUCAGGAGUUAACGGUCUGAAAUCAGCAGUUUGGUUCCUUUAAAUCAGAGUUCUUCAUCUGUUUUGUUCUGGUCUCUGGUUGAAUCCAGACCGACAGGGUUUUAACGUUCUUGUUUUGAUGUAAAUGAAUAAAACGGUGAAGGUGAAGCUUCAGUCAAACUCUGGCCUCCACCAACACUUCACUGGACUGGUGUCGACGUGAAGAGACGGUCACCUGCUGGUUUUUUGAAGCAGUUGUUGGUUUAGUUGUUGGAAAGGUGAAGCAGUCAGAGAGGUGAAGAGCUCAGCGAGCCUCCUGCUGGACGACAUGCUCCGCUUUUAUACAAAAUAAACCACAGAUAUUUUUCUCUACA
Messenger RNA from Acanthopagrus latus (yellowfin seabream), 2182 nucleotides. RefSeq lists its product as uncharacterized. The coding region runs from base 368 to 568 and encodes 66 amino acids. The transcript is spliced from 3 exons. The record is from RefSeq and is a predicted model, not a curated record. Gene Ontology annotation, biological process: endoplasmic reticulum unfolded protein response. Lineage: Eukaryota; Metazoa; Chordata; Actinopteri; Spariformes; Sparidae. Gene Ontology annotation, cellular component: endoplasmic reticulum.